UUCCACCAUUCUCCCCCUUCUUCACUGUUAUUUUUUUUUAUUUAUUUAAUAAAAAUGGUUUAAAUUCAAAUUUCAAAAUCCAGAUUUUUUUGUAGAAAACUUGGGAAAAUAUAUAUACGUAUGUAACGAAAAUGGAAGGCGAGUCUCUCUAUUUAUAUUUACAGAAGAAGUUGGAGUUUUCGUCGUCAGGAGGCGGAGAAGAGCGAAAUCUAUCGUCUUUGAAUCUCUUUUACUUGCUCGAUUCACCACCACCACUCCCCUCCCCCCUCCCAUGGCUGGACCAUCAUGGUUGAUAGACAGUAAUAGAAUCGCCACAAAAAUCAAGAGUGCAUCUGGAACUUGUCAUCCUGAAAGAAUUGCAUGGAAGAGUAACCCUGCAAGAGCUUGUCCCAAUUGCCAGUUUACAAUUGACAACAGUGAUGUUGUUCAAGAGUGGCCUGGAUUACCUAGAGGUGUGAAGUUUGAUCCAUCUGAUCAAGAGAUCAUCUGGCACUUACUUGCAAAAGGUGGAGUCAGGGAUGUAAAGCCCCAUCCUUUUAUUGAUGAGUUUAUCCCAACUGUUGAAGAAGAUGAUGGAAUCUGUUAUACCCACCCUCAGAAUUUACCAGGUGUCAAGCAAGAUGGAAGUGUAUGUCAUUUUUUUCAUAGAGCGAUCAAGGCCUACAAUACAGGAACCCGAAAGCGUAGAAAGAUUCAUGGUGAUGAUUUUGGUGAUGUCCGCUGGCACAAGACUGGUAAGACCAAACCAGUGAUCUUGGAUGGGGUUCAAAGAGGGUGUAAGAAAAUUAUGGUUCUGUACAUGAGCAUGGUCAGAGGAGGUAAACCUGAUAAAACUAACUGGGUUAUGCAUCAAUAUCACUUGGGAACUGGCGAAGAUGAAAAGGAUGGGGAGUAUGUUAUCUCUAAAAUAUUUUAUCAACAACAGCAGCAAGUCAAGCAGGGUGAUAAAACUGACCAAGAUUUCCCUGAAAGCACUGAGUCGAUGAUAGGAAAAGUGGAUCCUGUCACACCCAAGUCCACGACUCCUGACCCUCCUCGUGCUGAAAGGCGUUGUUCAGAUUAUGACCUUGGGCUGAAUAUUCCUGUUACUUGUGCUGUUCCUGAUGCCCAGCAUGCUGAGACUGUUUGCAUUGAAAAUGAGGUUCAACCUGAACAUGAAAAGCCUGAUUAUGAUGAUCAAAACAAGAUAGAAAAUCAUGCCGGUGAAGUGGUGGAUAAUAAUGAUGUUUAUGCUGAGGAAGAUCCAAAAUGGUGGGACAGUGAGUCACAGAAUCUUUUGAAUUCUCAACAACUUGUGGAAGGGCUGUCUCUUUGUGAUGAUCUACUUCAGAGCCAGUCUCCAAAUAGGGAUGGAAAUUUGAAUGGAGCAGGGAAGAGCAAGCCCCGUCUAGCUGAUUAUGCUCAAUUAGGACCGGAGGAUUUAAAGAAGGAUCUAGAGGAGUGCCAAAAUCUUGCUCUCGAUCCAGCUAACAUAGAACUUGAUACACCUCCAGAAUUUCGACUGAGCCAGCUUGAAUUUGGAUCGCAAGAAAGUUUUCUAGCUUGGGGUGGGAGCAGGGUGAUUGACUGAGUAUGCUUUGGGCAUUUUCGAUCUUGCUGUAAUUUUGUGGCCACUUUUUGUGAACACUUCACCUUAAACAUAUUUUUGAUGGGAGUAUAAUUCUUUGCUUAGAAGUUGGAGUGUAUAUCUUUUUCAUGGGCGAAGUAUGGUUUUUGGUUGGAAAAAUGGAGUUGUAAUUCAUGGGGCCGAAGUUACUGUCAUAUAACCCGCGUUGUAAUUACACCUGUGUUUGAGAUAGGAUCAAUGUAUGGUAUGCUUGUUCUGUUUAAA
Messenger RNA from Juglans microcarpa x Juglans regia, 1831 nucleotides. Its product is annotated as SUPPRESSOR OF GAMMA RESPONSE 1. The record is from RefSeq and is a predicted model, not a curated record. Gene Ontology annotation, biological process: regulation of DNA-templated transcription. Lineage: Eukaryota; Viridiplantae; Streptophyta; Magnoliopsida; Fagales; Juglandaceae. The coding region runs from base 272 to 1570 and encodes 432 amino acids. Gene Ontology annotation, molecular function: DNA-binding transcription factor activity; transcription cis-regulatory region binding. Gene Ontology annotation, cellular component: nucleus. The transcript is spliced from 6 exons.